Molecule: messenger RNA, 2957 nt
Organism: Eremomyces bilateralis CBS 781.70
Lineage: Eukaryota; Fungi; Ascomycota; Dothideomycetes; Eremomycetales; Eremomycetaceae
Product: DUF1793-domain-containing protein
Exons: 4
Coding region: 87-2648 (853 amino acids)
Source: RefSeq, a predicted model, not a curated record
UGACCUGAACUCCCAUUUCUAUUCGAAAUCCGCGCUUUUGCUUUCCCUUUCCUUUUGCUUCUUCCGUUGCUCGUCUCACCCGCAACAUGGCUGGCCACGUCGCGAGCCUCGUAGCAGCUGCCCUCGCGGUUGGGACCGCAUGCGCAUCCACGCUGACGCCGCCCACGCUCCCGCUCACAGUCCGGAACCCGUAUUUCAGCACGUGGCUGGGGAAUGCGAGGGAUGUACCAUGGAAUAAAUGGCCGAUGUUCUAUACGGGCCAAGAGAUUGGCUUCUCCGUGCUCGCGUCGGUGCCGUCGAGCAACUUGGCCUAUCCGUUGCUUGGAAGGCCGCAAGAUUCGCUAGAGGCUAGACCGGAUGCUGGGUACAAUGUCUCUUUCCCGAACUAUCGAGGGGCGUCAUACGAUGCGUCCACCACGAACCUCACGUAUGAAAUCCCUUCGCCGUCCCACUCCAACACCUCCGAACCGGUCGAGAUCGUGCUUUCCUUCCUCUCGCCCAUCACGCCCACCUCGACCGUCCGGCAAUCCAUUCCCGCAACAUAUCUCAGCAUAUAUGCAUCCGGUUCGUUCGAUGUGGUCCUAUCUGUCGAUCUCAACGGGCUAUGGGUCAGCGGUGAUACAUCAAGCGAGAUAGAAUGGCAGCUGGAGCAUUUCGAACUGGAUUCGAACCGCUCGCUGAAGACGUGGAUGGUGAAGAGGAGGUCGGAAGCGUUGUUUACAGAGCAUUGGGACCGCGGGGAGUGGGGCACACUUGCUUUCUCAGCGCCUUCGGAUGUUCAUUACGAAUCUGGUAACGCGGCGAAGAUCCGCCAGCGUUUCUCCCGCACCGGAGUGCUACAAAAUGAGAACGACAGCAACUUCCGGAGCAUUAUGGAUGACGAGCCUGUCUUUGCUUUUAGCAAGACUUUCAACCUAGGAAGUUCCGUUCAUGAUACAUCCUCCAAGUCGAGCGAGUCAACCUUGUUUACGAUCGCCCACAUACAGGACCCUGUCGUCCAGUACGCAUCCUCACGGGGCUUGACCAACAUGCGUCCUUUGUGGAAAUCAUACUUCCUUACCGAUGAGGCUAUGAUUACGUAUCACUACAAAGACUUCGAAAAAGCGAAGAAGCUGGCAGCGGACUACUCCGAUCGAUUGGCCGAGGACGCAUUUAAGUCGGGAUCUCACAACUAUCGUGAUAUCGUGGCGCUAUCCGCCCGUCAGGUACUGGGCGCAACGAGCUUCUCCGGAACCCCCGACAAUCCCCUCAUUUUCCUGAAAGAGAUCUCCUCCAACGGGAACUGCCAGACUGUCGACGUCAUUUUCCCCAGCUUUCCAUUCUUCUUAUACACCAACCCGCGAUGGCUGGCGUACCUGCUAGAGCCACUCCUCGAGCAUCAGCUGAGCGGACAAUAUCCGAAUCGUUAUUCGAUGCACGACUUGGGUGCCCACUUUCCCAACGAGACGGGCCAUCCGGAUGGGAGAGACGAAUACAUGCCCGUGGAAGAGUGUGGCGAUAUGCUUAUUAUGGGCCUUUCUCUUGUCCACAGCCUACAGCGCGGAGACGGGAGCGUAUCGGAUGGCCUGGCGGCGAAGCCACUUUGUGCACCUGCAAAGGCCACGAGCGUUGUGGUUCGAGAUCGGGAUGAGAGCUACUUCCCGUUAUCGGUUCCUGCAAGCUUGUCUCAUUGCGAGCAUGAUCCGUAUAUUGACUACAAUGACGGCGUUUGGAGAGGCACGCCGGGAGGCAAGAAGCUUGCGAAGCAGUGGGUCGAUCGCACCUACAUAUUGUGGAAACAAUGGACGAAGUACCUCGUGGAUUUCAGCCUCGAGCCAGAGAACCAGCUCAGUACCGAUGACUUCGCAGGAUGGUUGGCAAACCAGACCAAUCUCGCCUUGAAAGGUAUUGUUGGAAUCAAAGCCAUGAGCGAGCUCGCAGGUGUCAUGGAAUACCACACCGAGCAGGCGCAGUACGCAAACAUCUCCGAGACAUACAUUAAGAAAUGGGAGGAGUACGGAAUGUCAAGAGAUGGCGGUCAUGCAAAGCUUGCUUACCAUUGGUAUGGAAGCUGGACAACGCUGUACAGCUUGUUUGCCGAUUCAAUCCUCUGUUUCCAUUCAACAAAGAUGGAUGCAAACCCCCCUGGCACUUCAUCCAAGAUCCCUCAUCAUCCAGGACUCGAGGUCGAUGUGCCCACAGCUCACUCAGGCCAACAACCACUAACAGGCCACCGAAAACCUAGCAAAUCCGGUCCGUCCUGGCGACGGACCAUUUCGUCAUAUAUAUUCCGCACCACUUCAUCGUCAAACAAGAAUGCGAAGCCGACCCAAUCCUCCCCUAAAGACUUCAUCCCCCAUCACAUCUACACCGCCCAAUCCCACUUCUACUCCCUCGUCAUGCAGCGCUACGGCCUCCCACUGGACUCGCGGCACCUGUACACCAAGUCCGACUGGGCGUUCGAGGUCGGCUCUGUUGCAUCACCCGCCGUGCGCAAGGAGAUCAUAGACCGACAUGCAGUGUGGCUGAACGAAACGCGGACCGAUAAGCCGAUGACGGAUCUGUAUGACACGGAGACCAGCGAGUUCCCGGGAGUUACUUUCUAUGCUAGGCCAGUUGUGGGGGCGCACUUUGCGAUGCUGGCCAUGGAGCGGAGUUGUUGGAAUUGAUUGCAUGGUGUUGCAUUUGCGGUUUGAUGGGCCAUCAGCUAGAGCGCAUCGCAUCAUCAACAUGGAGGAUUGGUACGUCCAUGUAUUCAUACAGGAGGGUUUUCACACGCCCAGUCAUGAUUCGAAGGAUGAUAAAUAGCAUUCCUCAUUGCUAUGCAUACGAUCAUCAAUCGAUCUUUCUCAUCUUUUUUGAUGCACGUCCAGUCACCUGUCUGAAAGAGAUGACCCUUGCCCAGUGCAGUGAUAGAUAGGUUCUCAGUACUUCUUGCCUAUACGGCCAGGUGGCCGAACAAAGUGCUGGGUCGGAAG